Messenger RNA from Parascedosporium putredinis, 894 nucleotides. Lineage: Eukaryota; Fungi; Ascomycota; Sordariomycetes; Microascales; Microascaceae. The record is from the annotation of a GenBank genome assembly.
AUGUUAUUACGACUCCCCGUCCUCGUCGCCCUCUCCGGCCUCAUCUCCUCCUCCCUCGCCGCCCGCUUCGAAAAUGACUUCUCCUCCUACCCCGGCGGCGCCCAGGCCUGCCUCACCACCGCCGACUCCAACGCGAACUGCGACGGCGAAACCGUCCCCACCAUGAACGCCUGCCUCUGCUCCGACGGCGGCGGCUUCCUCACCAACACAGCGCGCUGCCUCGGCCAAAACGCCCCCGGCGACAUCGACUUGACCUACGGCACCCUCAAGGUGAACUGCAACGGCUCCAAAACCCCGCUGAGCCUGUCCAAGGACGAGUUUACCGAAAUCGCCGACGAGGCCGCCAAGGAAACCCCACCAGCGCGCCGAGCCCCUCGCGACGACGAGGGCCUGUCUUCGGGAGCGACGAUCGGUAUCGCCGUGGGCGCCGCCCUCGGCGGCGUUGCCCUCAUCGCGGGGCUCGCUUUCUGCCUCUGGCGCCGGAGAAAGGCGGCCAAGAGCUUCAAGGAAGAAGCGAACCCCAUGCUCGGCCGCCAGAGCCUCCAGCCGUCCCUCUUCGACGGCCAGGGCUCCGGGACGAACUCGGUCCGCACUACCAGCAUGUACCAAGGCGGCGCCUACACGGACUGGAAGCAGGACGGCGCGCAGGGCAACUAUACCGCUGCCUGGGGCCCCGACUCCUUCACCACCGGCGGCGCCUCUUCUCUGGGACCCACCCCGCCUCCUCCCCAGCAAUGGAACGAGCCGCCCGCACCCUCGUGGAACCCCAGACCGGCUGGGGCCCGCAGCCCCCGACACCCGCUCACCCGCAUUCCGGCGCGCCUGGACAGGCCUGGCUCACCCCACGGGCUAUCGACCCGUGGCGGCUCAGGACGGCGCUACCGCGGCGGGUAG